Populus euphratica (Euphrates poplar) is the source of this 2856-nucleotide messenger RNA. RefSeq names its product protein kinase family protein / peptidoglycan-binding LysM domain-containing protein (gene LYK3). Gene Ontology annotation, biological process: innate immune response; protein phosphorylation. Gene Ontology annotation, molecular function: transmembrane receptor protein kinase activity; ATP binding. The transcript has 11 exons. NCBI's taxonomy places the organism in Eukaryota, Viridiplantae, Streptophyta, Magnoliopsida, Malpighiales, Salicaceae. Bases 530 to 2524 code for a protein of 664 amino acids. The record is from RefSeq and is a predicted model, not a curated record.
AAGAAGCAAAAACAAAUGCCCUCCUCUCAUCCCUUUCUCCUCUUCCUGUCCUUCUCUUCCAAACCUCCCUAUGAGCUACGGCUACCUGCCUGCCUGCCUGCCUAUUGCAGCUACUGUACGUCUUCCCUCCUUUUCAUCAUCAACACUCUCCAUUAUCUCACACCAAACACAGCUACUUACUAACCAUAGUUCAGUAGAGUAGAAUAGAUCCCAAUUCAAUCCACUCAUCUUUCAUUUUCUCGAUACCGAAUAUUCUUCCUUGCUCUUUUUACUGUUUUCUUCUGUAGGUUUUAGCUUUUCCUUUUUUAUGAUCGAAGUCUAAAUCUUGAAUCUUUUUGCCACUCAACUCUGUUUUCUUUCGGCAAGAUUUGUUUACAAGCUACUUGUUUCACUCCUUUGCGUUUUGGCUUCAAAACUCGCUUCUUCAACUACAAAUCUUUGAUUCUUUCUUGCCCCUAAGUUCGCAAAUCUGUAUUCUUCUAGCAAGUUUUUCUCCUUUUGUUAGAGACAGAAUCGUGUCUCAAGAACAAUGAAUCAUCUUCCAAGGACAAGUUUCUUGAUUCCGGUACUAUGCUUUCUUUGUCUUCAAAUCCAACCAUUACACUCAUUUUCAACACAACCCAUGAACUGUACGGACACUACACGACUGUGCACAUCUUUUUUGGCCUUUAAACCCCAGGAGAACCUGACUCUAUCAAUGAUUCAAAGCAUGUUUGAUGUGUUACCCCAAGAUGUGACCAGAGAAGGCAAUGGCCGUGGCUACAUAUUCAUCAAGAAGAACUGCUCUUGUUUGUCCAAGGACAAGGUCUAUGUGACUAACUCUACAUAUACAGUGAAAUUCAGUGGGGGUUAUGUUUAUGACAUCGUGAUCAAUGCUUAUGACGGGCUUGCUUUCUUGCCCAAGACAACAAGACAAGCAAAGGUUGGUGCUGUUGUGUCAUUGAGGUUGUUCUGUGGGUGUUCAAGUGGGUUGUGGAAUUAUUUGGUGAGUUAUGUGAUGAAGGAAGGAGAUACUGUUCAGUCAUUGUCUAGUCGAUUUGGUGUUAGUAUGGAUAGUAUUGAGACAGUGAAUGGGAUUCAGAAUCCUGAUAAUGUUACAGCUGGUGCGCUGUAUUAUAUUCCUCUAAAUUCAGUUCCCGGGGAACCUUAUCCCGUGGAGAAUGAUAAUCCUCCUGCUCCUGUUCCUGCACCUCCGGAUGACAUUUUCUCAGCAAAUAUUCCAACAAUUCACAAGGCUCCUGUACCAUAUGGAUGGAUCAUAGGGAGUCUUGGGAUCGGUCUUGCACUGAUUGUAUUAUGCAUAAUUAUUUGUGUGUCUCUUAAGUCCUCAAGUUGCUUUACUGAAUCUCGAGGAAGUCAUGCGAAGCCUCCUGAUGGCAAGAUUUCUCAAAAUUUUCAUAUUCUUCGUAAGCAAAGCUUUUUUUGUACUUCUGGAAGGUCCAUCUGCUGCAAAUCUGUAGACUGGAAGCAAACAAAUGGGGAGUCUAGCAGCCACCAGAUCACUGUACCUAAAGGUCUAGCAACUGAUGUAUUUGAUGAGAAGCCUGUGGUUUUUACAUACGAAGAAAUUCUUUUUGCAACUGAUGAAUUUUUGGAUUCUAGUCUUCUUGGUCAUGGAACAUAUGGUUCUGUGUAUUAUGGUCACCUUCAUGACCAGGAAGUUGCUAUUAAGAGAAUGACUGCAACAAAAACUAAAGAAUUUAUGGCUGAGAUGAAAAUCCUGUGCAAGGUCCAUCAUACAAAUCUGGUAGAAUUGAUUGGCCACGCAGCUAGUGAUGCAGAGCUCUUCCUGAUCUAUGAAUAUGCACAGAAGGGUUCACUUAGAAGUCAUUUACAUGAUCCCCAAAAUAAGGGUCAUACUCCACUUUCAUGGAUCAUGCGGGUCCAGAUUGCACUUGAUGCAGCUAGAGGCCUGGAGUACAUCCAUGAGCACACUAAAACACACUAUGUCCACCGGGAUAUCAAGACAAGCAACAUCUUACUUGAUGGUUCCUUCAGGGCCAAGAUUUCAGAUUUUGGAUUGGCAAAACUGGUUGGCAAAACAGGCGAGGGAGAAGCUACAGCAACAAAAGUUGUUGGUACAUAUGGUUAUCUAGCACCAGAAUACUUGAGUGAUGGCCUUGCCACAACCAAGAGUGAUGUUUAUGCAUUUGGUGUAGUUCUUUUUGAGAUCAUAUCUGGGAAGGAAGCCAUAAUAAGAACUGAAGGUGCGGUUACAAAAAAUCCUGAAAGACGUUCACUGGCAUCUACUAUGCUAGCAGCUCUUAGGAACUCACCUGACUCCAUGAGCAUGACAAGCUUGAAAGACCUCAUUGAUCCUAAUAUGAUGAAUUUGUAUCCCCAUGAUUGUGUAUUCAAGUUGGCCAUGCUAGCAAAGCAAUGUGUGGAUGAGGAUCCCAUCCUACGGCCUGACAUGAAGCAAGUUGUGAUUUCCCUGUCACAAAUUGUUUUAUCCUCCAUUGAGUGGGAAGCAACUCUUGCUGGGAACAGCCAAGUUUUCAGUGGUCUUGUCCAAGGAAGGUAGUAACGGAGGAGUCUUCCAUCCGACCAGUUUCACAUCUUUUUUGGCUGCCUUGAAGCCCCCCUUCCGUCUUUUUUGUCUUUAUAGUAGCGUGUGCACAACAGCCUCACAUUCAACCAAAGCAGUAAUAUAUUGGUCUUUAAACAUGCAUAUCUUUUCAUUCUCAAUGCCUUUUCUCCUUUACCUGUUAUUGCUGUUGUAUAAAUUUUUUACAUUUGUGUGCGAAAUUUUGAUUUAAUGUAAAAUUUGAUGUAGUGAGGAAACGUUUGACUGUUUUGCAUGUGACAAGUAACUAGUUGCGUAUAUAAUAGCACUUAUUUCUUGCUUGUUCUCAA